AUUCGAAGUUAAGCAUACUUCACGAAACUAUCCCCAAUAUUGCAACGCAGUUAGGUUUUGAAAUUAACGUGAUCUGACGUCCAUCUGUAAUUUCAUGUCGAAUGAAGGUUCAUGUAUGCCCCGUGCGUGACGCACGUCCAGUGUAAACGAACACUGGCAACUAGCUGGCUAGAGCUCGCGUCGUGAACAACAAACAAGGCAGGCGGAGACUGGCGCCAUGAGCCUGGACGACGACGCCCACUGGCUGGAGUGGGUCACCAAGCAGUUCGAGAGCAUCGCCGGGGAGGACAAAGAGAUCGAUCUGGAUGAGUUCAAAACGGCCCUCAAGGUCAAGGAGUCCUUUUUCGCAGAGCGCUUCUUUGCGCUGUUCGACUCGGACGGCAGCGGCACCAUCAGCCUGGACGAGCUGCUGAAGGCGCUAGACCUGCUCAUACACGGCAGCGAGACCGACAAGCUCCACUUCCUCUUCCAGGUGUACGACGUCGACGGCAGUGGCUCCAUUGACCCGGAUGAGUUACGCACGGUGCUGAAGUCCUGCCUGCGGGAGAGCGCCAUCUCCCUGCCCGAGGAGAAGCUGGACGACCUGACCCUGGCCCUGUUUGAGUCCGCCGACAAGGACAACAGCGGCUCCAUCACCUUCGAGGAGCUGAAGGCCGAGCUAGAGAGCUUCCCCGAAGUGAUGGAGAACCUCACUAUCAGUGCUGCCAACUGGCUGAAGCCGCCGGCCCUGGAGCAGGAGAAGAGCCGCACGCCUCGGUACCUGACCCCCGCGUACUGGCACAACAACAGCCGCAAGCUGUUCUUCCUGUGCGCCUACGCCUGCCUGAACAUGCUGCUCUUCACCAUGGCUGCGCUCCACCACGCCCGCGGGGGGCCCUGGUUCAUCGUGGCCAAGGGCUGCGGACAGUGCCUCAACUUCAACUGCACCUUCGUCGUGGUGCUGAUGCUGAGGCAUUGUCUCACUUGGCUCAGGGCCACCUGGAUAGUGCGGGUCCUGCCCCUGGACCAGAACAUCCUGCUGCAUCAGAUGGUGGGCUACGUCAUCUUCGUCUUCACCCUGGGGCACACAGCUGCUCACGUCAUGAACUUCGUAACGCUGUCCCAGGGCGAGGACGCCCACCGGCUGUGGGAGUACCUGCUGACCACGCGGCCCGGGAUCGGCUGGGUGGGAGGGCUGGCAUCCAUCACGGGCGUGGUCCUGCAGCUCAUCAUCAGCCUCAUGGUGGUGUGCUCCAGCACCUUCGUCCGCCGGAGCGGCCAUUUUGAGGUGUUCUACUGGUCUCACCUGUUGUACAUCUGGACGUGGGUCCUGCUGGUGCUCCACUGUGCCAAUUUCUGGAAGUGGUUUGUGGCUCCGGGGCUGAUCUUCCUGCUGGAGAAGCUGGUGGGCAUCGCCGUGUCUCACAUGGGCGGCCUCUACAUCGUGGAGGUCAACCUGUUGCCAUCGAAGGUGACCCACCUGGUGAUAAAACGACCACAGUUUUUCCACUUCAAGCCGGGAGACUACGUGUAUGUAAACAUCCCGGUGAUCGCCAAGUACGAGUGGCACCCGUUCACCAUCAGCAGUGCGCCAGAGCAGCAAGACACGAUGUGGCUUCAUAUACGCUCAAUGGGCCAGUGGACCAACCGCCUCUACGAGUACUUCAGACAGUCAGAGACCCAGGGGGUCAGCCCCAAGAGUCUGAGCGCUAGUCUGCGGGACCGCUGGCACCAGAAGAACACGCAGGAGGUCCUGUUUAACUCCCUGAGCUGCAACGGGACGGUGGCCUCCAACAAAGACGACGCCGUCGAGCUGACCUCCUAUCGACCCAGUGGGCCCCUGCCUGGGCCCCAGGGGGCCCCGGGAGAUCAGCUGGCCCUGGCCGAGCGUGGAGACGCUCCCCAGCUGAGAGAGAUCUCUGCAAAACUAAGCGACAAUCAUAGAUUUUGUAACAUAAAGUGUUAUGUGGACGGGCCUUACGGCACCCCUACGAGGCAGAUCUUUGCUUCUGAGCAUGCAGUCCUGAUUGGAGCAGGGAUUGGGAUCACACCCUUUGCCUCUAUCCUGCAGAGCAUCAUGUACCGCUACCGCAUGAGGAAGCAGAACUGCCCGAACUGCAGCUACUCCUGGUGUGAGACCAUCAAAGACAGCGAGAUGAAGUUACGGAAGGUGGACUUCAUCUGGAUCAACCGUGACCAGAAGUCCUUUGAAUGGUUUGUGAGUCUGCUGACAAAAUUGGAGAUGGAUCAGGCAGAUUCUGAACCAGAGGGCCGAUUCUUGGAGAUGCACAUGUACAUGACCUCGGCUCUGAGUAAAAACGACAUGAAGGCAAUUGGCCUGCAGAUGGCGCUGGACCUACUGGCCAAGAAGGAGAAGGUGGACUCCAUUACCGGGCUGCGUACCCGCACCCAGCCGGGGAGGCCUGAGUGGGGCAAGGUGUUCCAGAAGAUAGCGGAGGAGAAGAAGGGCAAGUGUCACGUGUUCUACUGCGGCUCCCCGGCCCUCGCCAAGGUCAUCAAAGCCCACUGCGAGAAAUUCGCCUUCAAGUUCUACAAAGAGAACUUCUGAGAGUGUCCAGGCCCCCGAACCUGCCCUGAGCUGCCCUGAGCUGCCCUGUCCUGCCCUGAGCUGCCCUGUCCUGCCCUGAGCUGCCCUGAGCUGCCCUGUCCUGCCCUGAGCUGCCCUGUCUUGCCCUGAGCUGCCCUGUCCUGCCCUGAGCUGCCCUGUCCUGCCCUGAGCUGCUCUGUCCUGCCCUGUCCUGCCCUAAGCUGCCCUGUCCUACCCUGAGCUGCCCUGUCCUGCUCUGUCCUGCCCUGAGCUGCCCUAUCCUGUCCUGUCCUGGGUGUAUCUUCAGCUGUGUGCUGUGGGUCAUCCAUACCUGUGACUUUGCCAAACCCCAAUGGACUACUGACAAAUUACCAUUGCAAUCGGCUGUAAAUAAUAAGCUUUGAGGCUUAGCCAAGUAGUUUAAAUUGAAUAAAUUGAUAAGGUUGCUAAUUAUGUUACAAACAUCGUGUUACCUUGACAUGAUGUAAAUGACGCUCAGAUUCUAGAAUUGAGGAAUAAUGUCCAUUAUGUGGUGCACAAGCACUUUGAGUAUGUGGUUGAGAUAAUGAGAGAAAAUGCAUUGCAAUUCAGUCAUGCUGAAAAGACACAUUUUUUAAAAAAUGUAUCCCUCCAAAUGAUGAAAACGUUAUUUAUUUAUUUUAGUACCCUGUGCAAUUAAUUUAACAUUGUGUAUAUGUUCAAAUAUACAGUAUUAGGAGUAUUCUGUCUUGUAAUUGUAAAUAACAUUUAGAGGACUCUUUGUGAAUCUUGAUCUGUGUAACCAUAGGCUUUUGUAACUGUAUUUGUUUUUAAGCUACAGGCUAUUUGUGAUGACAGUAGUCCCGUGUAGUAACAUGUGUUCGUCACAAGAGGGCGUCUCCUAAUAAGAAAGAAAACAAAAUGUCCCAUUAGCUAUUGAUAGAUUCUGUCCACUUCAGCGUGACUGUGAAUCUUCUGGAAUAUUCCCCCCUGUUAUUAGGUGCUUGCAAGCACUGAAUAUCUCACGUAG
This is a messenger RNA of Conger conger (European conger), 3536 nucleotides long. RefSeq names its product NADPH oxidase, EF-hand calcium binding domain 5 (gene nox5). The transcript has 17 exons. Gene Ontology annotation, cellular component: plasma membrane; NADPH oxidase complex. The record is from RefSeq and is a predicted model, not a curated record. NCBI's taxonomy places the organism in Eukaryota, Metazoa, Chordata, Actinopteri, Anguilliformes, Congridae. Gene Ontology annotation, molecular function: superoxide-generating NAD(P)H oxidase activity; calcium ion binding. Bases 218 to 2548 code for a protein of 776 amino acids. Gene Ontology annotation, biological process: superoxide anion generation; defense response.